Cadophora gregata is the source of this 966-nucleotide messenger RNA. RefSeq lists its product as uncharacterized. The transcript is spliced from 2 exons. NCBI's taxonomy places the organism in Eukaryota, Fungi, Ascomycota, Leotiomycetes, Helotiales, Ploettnerulaceae. The record is from RefSeq and is a predicted model, not a curated record. Bases 1 to 966 code for a protein of 321 amino acids. Gene Ontology annotation, biological process: carbohydrate metabolic process. Gene Ontology annotation, molecular function: hydrolase activity, hydrolyzing O-glycosyl compounds.
AUGACGGACCAACCAUUGGUAACCCAUAUCUUCACAGCCGAUCCAUCAGCCCACAGCUUUAACGGCAAGCUCUACGUCUACCCCUCCCACGACAUCAAGACCGACAUCCAAGACAACGACAAUGGCGACCAAUACGCCAUGACAGACUAUCACGUGCUGUCCAUGGACGACGUCGGAAGCCCAGUCACAGAUCACGGAGUCGCCUUGGCGCUAGAAGACAUCCCGUGGGCGGGAAAGCAACUCUGGGCUCCAGAUGCGGCGACGAAGAACGGGAAAUAUUAUCUGUAUUUCCCGGCACGAGAUAAGGAGGGGGUCUUCCGGAUUGGUGUAGCCGUCAGUGAUGUUCCAGAGGGGCCGUUCAAGCCGGAACCGAAGCCAAUUGAGGGGAGCUAUAGUAUUGAUCCUGCGAGUUUCGUCGAUGAUGAUGGAGAGGCGUAUCUUUAUUUCGGUGGGAUUUGGGGCGGACAGCUUCAAUGUUGGACAAAAGGAGAAUUCGACAAGGACGCAUACACCAACAUGGAAGCGACAAGCGGCCACGCGUAUCACCCGCGAGUUGCUCGUCUAAGCAAAGACAUGCUUCAAUUCGACGGCGGCGUCAAAGAGCUCGUCAUCCUCAGCGAGGACGGAAUUCCAAUUCCACACCACGAUCACGAUCGCCGCUUCUUCGAGGCAGCGUGGAUGCACAAGUACCAGGGUAAAUAUUACUUCUCGUAUUCGACCGGAGAUACCCAUUAUCUGUGCUAUGCAACGGGUGAUAAUCCUUUCGGGCCAUUCACCUAUGCGGGGAGGAUUUUGGAGCCUGUGUUGGGGUGGACGACGCAUCAUUCUAUUGUGGAGCAUAAGGGGAGGUGGUAUUUGUUCCAUCAUGAUGCGUCGCUUUCGGAGGGGAAGAAUCAUUUGAGAUGUGUGAAGGUCAAGGAGAUUUUCUACAGCAAGGAGGGAAAGAUUCAGCUCACUCCGUCGUAG